AUGGGUCGAAAUAGCGGCAUACUUUGGGCAAUGCUGCAGUCGUCACUCGUCGCGGGAGCGAUUUUUCUCUUCUUUGUUCUCAGUUACGGUGAUCUCUAUUCCUCGUAUCGCUUCCUCUACAGUGCCUUCGCAGUUGUAUCAACGUUUGGCAUCAUCACACUGUGCCUUCUCCCAUCGACUCCGCCGGUUAAUUUAGACGAAAGCCUCCAAGAUCCACUUUUUGAUGAAAACACGGAUGAGCUGGAUGUUUCAGCUUCUGUCGACAUAAGCCCUACUCGUGACUGGCGCGAAGAAUUUAGAGUGUUCACAGCAUGUCUUUCUGCUGCGACCGCUUUGAAUGGUGGAUCAGAAAAAAUAAUUGCUUAUGUGGUGUUCACAAUGGGAGCUGGACAGAUCAGCGGCGGCUUACUAUUUGGUGUAUUUCCCCGCAGUAACAAGUUAAAUCGUUCACAAAUCGUCAUUCUUGGUAUGAUUCUUCACAUCACCGCUUUCUUUUUAUGCUUCCUCAAUCUACCGAUGGAGGCUCCUCUGCAUAAAACCUCGGCUACUGGGUACAUUGAACCAAGCGUUUUCAUCGCAAUUGUGACUGGUUACUUCCUCGGCCUUGCUGAUUCGUGCUGGAACACCCAGAUUUACACGCUUAAUUGGUGUGGCAUACAAGGACGAAUCAUCGUGUGCUUUUGCCCUUUUCAAUCACUAGCAGCAUGUGCUUCCUUCUACUACAGUUCUAUCCUGCUACUUCACUGGCAACUUCUUAUGUUGUGUCUUGGAGCAGCGAGUGCUGCAGUCUGUUUCUUCGUUGUAGCCCUCAAAGCUGAAGAACAAGUUGAAGUAGACUGA
Molecule: messenger RNA, 840 nt
Organism: Cooperia oncophora
Lineage: Eukaryota; Metazoa; Nematoda; Chromadorea; Rhabditida; Trichostrongylidae
Source: the annotation of a GenBank genome assembly